Molecule: messenger RNA, 1299 nt
Organism: Cladophialophora immunda
Lineage: Eukaryota; Fungi; Ascomycota; Eurotiomycetes; Chaetothyriales; Herpotrichiellaceae
Exons: 4
Coding region: 52-1272 (406 amino acids)
Source: RefSeq, a predicted model, not a curated record
UGGUAAGGCUGAAUCGAACAGUAUUUCGUCCUUUGCUCUAUAUCUGUUAAUAUGGGUCUUUCUACUGAGGCUGUCAACAAUAUAACGUCCACCCUCAACGCUGCCUGCGUCGAUGGUGACAAAGGUAUUCCAGGGUUGGUCGGCAUAGCCAUUGGAAAGGAUGGUAAGGAGCUCUACGCCCAUGCUGCCGGCAAGAGAGGCUUUGGCUCUUCUGAGCCGAUGACCCUUGAUAGCAUUUUCUGGAUAGCAUCUUGUACCAAGAUGAUUACCGGUGUUGCAUGUAUGCAGUUAGUGGAGCAAGGCAAGCUGUCACUGGACGAUGCGAACCAAGUCGCACAGCUGUGUCCCGAGAUCAAGAACUUAGGCGUCUUGCAGCCUGAUGGCAAGCUCGUACCAGCAAAGAGAGGAAUCACUCUCAGGAUGCUGUUGUCGCAUACCGCGGGCUUCGGCUAUACGUUCUUUCACGACGGUCUUCGUGAUUACAGCAAACCCAUUGGGUACGAUGAGUUCUCAGGGCAUAUCAAAGACUUGAUUCAGCCACUGGUCCAUCAGCCUGGUGAGGGUUGGCAAUAUGGUGUCAAUAUAGACUGGGCUGGCAUUUGCGUCGAACGUACCACCAAUAUGUCGUUGAACGACUACUUCCAGCGCAACAUCUUCCAACCCUUAGGCAUCAGGAAUAUCUCCAUGUUUCCCAACGCUGAGAUGAAGGCAAAGCUGGCGUACAUGAAUGCGCGCACACCAGAUGGUCAGCUUCAACCACGAGAUCAUCUCCUCCACCGGCCAUUGGUCGUGGAGAGUCAGCAAGACAUUGCGACAUGCGUCAACAGUGGAGGGGCUGGCGCCUUUGCGCGGCCGCGAGAGUAUUGCCAAAUCCUGGCCACCUUGCUGAAUGACGGCACAUCGCCGAUUACCGGCGCACAAAUUCUGAAAAAGGAGACGGUGGAUUUGAUGUUCCAAAACCAGAUUCCCGAGUUCCCGGACUUUUCACGCCAGGGAAUCCCUCCAGCCAAGCCGGACCUGACCAAUGCCAUACCAGACUUGUAUCCAGGCAAGCAGCAGGGCUGGGGGUUGACCUUUAUGCUGAGCGAUGGGCCAACCGGCAGGUCGACGGGCACAGGCCAUUGGGCGGGCCUGCCCAACCUUUACUGGUGGUGCGAUCGCGCCAAGGGAGUAGCCGGGAUGAUUUGUUCUCAAAUCCUUCCUUUUGCAGACCCCCAGGUGCUCGGUCUCUGGGUUGCCCUCGAAUCAGGAGUGUACGGUGGCCUAAGUUAGGUACUCAGGGGACCAAGUUGCCCGUUA